Molecule: messenger RNA, 504 nt
Organism: Protopolystoma xenopodis
Lineage: Eukaryota; Metazoa; Platyhelminthes; Monogenea; Polystomatidea; Polystomatidae
Source: the annotation of a GenBank genome assembly
AUGUCCUAGUUUCAUUUUGGAUUCCGAUGGGCUAAUCCGGUUCGGUCCUCCAAUCCACAUCUUCAUGGUCCUGAAGAUCCGUUUCUUUUAUUUCUGGUUAACCGAUUUCACUCGGUUUUAGUCCGUGCAUUGCCUUCACGGGUCGUCUCCUCGAUUAAAUGCGUGUUACCUGAGCAAACUGUGGACGCCCAUCUCUGCUCGCCUGCUGAAUUUCAACCCGACACCAGCUGCACUGAUUCUGUUAUCGCUACGUUUGGCGAUACCUUAAAUCACCCCACUUUCCAUAAACCUUCUGAUACUGAAUCAGCAACUGUAGACGGCAAUUUCAAUAAAUUGGCUUCUAACCCUUCACCGGCUGUCUUGGAUACUUCUGAUACUAGUGCAGCUGUUGAUUCAACGACAGAUAUCCAAAUCGACUCAUCUUCGGCACUACUACAACAGCAGCCAGGUCUUGGAAACACAGGCAAGAAACGGGUUUCGGUCUCCUGGUUGAAGCAGAGGUAA